CAAAUAUCCCCCUAUAUUCAUAGCUCCUCCAACUCCUGAAAUAAAAUCAGAAGACUGCACCAUCUGCUGGGACACCGCCACUGUUCGAUGGAGCACCAGCAACCUGAAAGCAACAGAUUCCUUCACACUUGAGUACUGCAGACAGUAUUCCCCUGAAGGAGAAGGCCUCAGAUCUCUAGCUGGAAUUCGACAGCCUGAAAUAAAGGUUCACCUGCAGUCAAACAUAAACUAUUUCUUCUAUGUGAGAGCAGUUAAUACCUUUGGUAUAAGUGAACAGAGUGAAGCUGCUCUGAUUUCAACAAAAGGAACAAGAUUUCAUAUAAUGAGAGAACUUGUUCACCCUGUACUGCAAGUAUCACCCAAUGGAACCAUGAUAUCCCUUCCGGAUGAUGCUAAUCUCCCUGGAAGCCCACCAGUGUUGGGUGAGCUCUUGCCUGCCCAAGGAUGGCAUUACUGGGAAAUCACCGUCAGUGAUUGUGGAGCUUACAAGGUUGGGAUCUGCUCUUCAACGCUCCUAGAAAGCAGUGACCUGGGACAGAAAAACAAUUCUUGGUGCUUACAUUGCUCCAACAAAACAAGUUCUGCAUUUAAAGUUCUGCACAAUGGCGAUGAGUGA
Ahaetulla prasina is the source of this 616-nucleotide messenger RNA. RefSeq names its product cardiomyopathy-associated protein 5-like. Gene Ontology annotation, molecular function: protein binding. The record is from RefSeq and is a predicted model, not a curated record. The annotation marks the transcript as partial. The transcript has 5 exons. NCBI's taxonomy places the organism in Eukaryota, Metazoa, Chordata, Lepidosauria, Squamata, Colubridae.